Nothobranchius furzeri (turquoise killifish) is the source of this 3412-nucleotide messenger RNA. RefSeq names its product heat shock transcription factor 1 (gene hsf1). NCBI's taxonomy places the organism in Eukaryota, Metazoa, Chordata, Actinopteri, Cyprinodontiformes, Nothobranchiidae. The record is from RefSeq and is a predicted model, not a curated record. Gene Ontology annotation, biological process: regulation of DNA-templated transcription. Gene Ontology annotation, molecular function: DNA-binding transcription factor activity; sequence-specific DNA binding.
ACGCUGCGAAAGAGCGACAGCCAUUCAGCCAGCUACGCAGUUGUUUGUAUUAUCGGAUUUGUUGGAAUUUUCCACUACGGAGUUUGUUUAGAGUAAAGUUAGAACAUUGGUCUGUGGACUAGCCGACACUAAUACCACUCCAGAUCGGGGUUAACUUUUCGAGAUGCUCCACGAACCCUAAUCUGGUUUAGUGUCGUAGUUUAUUCGCUUUUUUGUGUCUGUUAGGAGUUGAUGGGGUUAACAGUAGGCUAACCGACUUAGCAUUGACAUUAGCUUCAGGAGUUUAGUGUACGUUUAUCGUCUUUUAUUGUAAUGGAAUAUCUCGGAGGGGGUGGAGUGACCGGAGGAGUGGUGGUGAGCGGCGGAAACGUGCCAGCCUUCUUAACGAAGCUGUGGACCCUGGUAGAAGACCCGGAGACCGACCCUCUUAUCUGCUGGAGCCCGAGUGGAACCAGCUUCCAUGUGUUUGAUCAGGCUCGCUUCUCUAAAGAGGUUCUACCAAAGUUCUUCAAACACAACAACAUGGCAAGCUUCAUCCGACAGCUCAAUAUGUAUGGUUUCCGUAAGGUGGUGCACAUUGAGCAGGGUGGUUUGCUGAAACCCGAGAGAGACGACACAGAGUUCCAGCACCCGUUCUUCAUCAGAGGACAAGAACACCUGCUGGAGAACAUCAAAAGAAAAGUCACAAAUGUCGCAUCGGUCCGUCAAGAGGAAGUGAAAAUUUCUACAGACGAGGUCAACAAAAUCUUAAACGACGUCCAUCUGAUGAAGGGAAAACAGGAAACCAUCGACUCCAGGAUCCUCUCCAUGAAACAUGAGAACGAGGCUUUGUGGAGGGAAGUGGCCAGCCUGAGACAAAAACACGUGCAGCAGCAGAAAGUUGUCAACAAGUUGAUCCAGUUUCUGGUGUCUCUUGUCCAGACCAACAGGAUCAUGGGAGUCAAACGGAAGAUUCCUCUGAUGCUUAAUGAUUCCAGUUCUACACACUCCAUGCCCAAAUACAGCCGACCUUUCACCUUGGAGCACAUUCAGAAUGCAGCCGGUCUCCUCUCAGCUGACUCUCCGCUGAACUCUGGGCCUGUCAUCUCUGACAUCACAGAGGUCGCCACGUCCACCCCAGAAGAAGCAGUUGCUGAUUGGACGGAUCUUGAAGAGAACCAGUCAGCCUUUAUCAAAGAGGAACCAUCUAGUCCUGAGGUGGAGGAAUCUCCUGCUCUGGAGGUGUCUCCUAUUCUGGAGGUGGAACAGGACACGCUUUCAUCCAAUGCAGACACGCCUUUGUCCCCCACUGCCUUCAUCAACUCCAUCCUCCAGGACAGCGAGACUCAGCCAACGCAGGUCUCCGUCUCCACCACAGCCACCCCCACGCCGGCCAGUCCUGUUGUGCUGAGCCCUGCCUCCCCCGAGCCCCCUGCGCCAGCUCCUACCAUCCAGUCCCCCACCCCCGUUUCCAGCUCAGACGCUGCCCCCUGCUCCACCACACCUCAGAAGAAAUGUCAAACCAUCGCCUGUCUCGACAGGUUCCCCCUCCCAUCCUCUGCAGGUGGACUCCCACCUGACGCUUGGCGCAUCGUAUCCAAACUUCCUGACAAGUAUGAACUGUCUGACCACGUGGACAGCAUUGACAACGGCUUAGAAAAUCUACAGAAUAUUUUGAACUCGCAGACCUUCACCUUUGAUCCGUCUCCGCUCAUGGAAUUUUUCAGCUCCUCCUGUCCCUCUGGAGACUUUGACAUCGAUAGCCUGGAUAAUCUUCUGUCUGACGAGGCCCCUAAAGAAAGCGAAGGCAGCACAGGGAAGCAGUUAGUGCAUUACACAGCCACGCCUGUUCAAGUUACUGAACCACUUAGCCUGGAGGAGGGUGGGGGCGACCUGCCAUCGCUCCUGGAGUUGGAGGCGGAGCCUUUGUUCAGCUCUGACACGCCCACCGACAACCCGGCUGAUAUCCUGCUGAGCCAGACCCAACUGGACUCCAACCUCUGAUAUCUUGGAGAAUGUAAUGACUUCUCAGUAACCAUAGCAACAGGACUUUCAGCAUCGGCUGUGGCAGCAAUAGAUGAUGAGGAAAUGGGAUCGGUUGUAGAUCAGUCAUUAGGUCAAAGGUCUUGUUUUUAUCACACCAAUGUUAUUGAUUGAUAUUAAUUCUUUUUUUUUAUUUUAGUCUUUAUUUAGUGUUUAGUGCCUCAGUCUGACCUUUUGUUUGUUGCUUGUUUCAAAACAAAAGACAAAAAAAAAAAAGCUACAGAAGCUCUUGGAGGGCCAGGGUCACACGUAUCCCCGUGGUUCUGUUCAGGGCAGAUCUGAAGAUGGUCACUGUAUGAAUGAUGUCAUAGAACCCGGAAGUCGGGGUCAUGUGACCCUGGUCAGCUUUUCUCUGCAUGUCAAAAUCAGGUUUGAUUUUUUUGUUUUCACUCGUAAAAUGUAAACAUGAAGAAGGAAAUCGAGUAUUUUUGAAAAGUUUUACUACAAAGUGUUUAUCCUCCUCCUGAUAUACCAGUUUCCAUGGAAACGGAAGAUAGCAAUGCAUUGAUUUAGUCUGUUUUCGGGGCUUUUCUUACUCGCAUUCAGUUGUGUGUUCCUCAGAUGCUUUAGCUGGAUUUGGAAGAGACAGAUUCCCGACGAUAUCCUUGACUCGGCUCUAACAGCUGGAGAACUGAGAGAAACUUCCAAAACCCAGGUCACCGAAGCUUGAGCUGAUCAGAUAAAUGGAACUGUGCUAACAUGAAUUUGGCUGUAUUUUCAGCAGCUACGUGCACACAUCUGACACCAGAAAUGCUAGAUAUUGUACCAGAACUCUGGGUCAUUUCUGUGUAACAGUAGAUACGUUAGGUGUUCAGAACUACAGGUUUGUCGCAAAAAUCACUUCAGGACAUCAGGUGUCGUGUUUCAGUUUUAUGAGACAUUUUAAGACAACUUUGAUUUAAACAAAGAAGAAUUUAAACUUCCAAGUUUUCUGAUUUUAUUCCUCUGAAAAGCUACAUUCUGUCUGCUUUGUUUGCUGCAGCUGGAGGCUGCUGUUGUCUGAUAACAGUUUUUGCACGUAUUACUCUGUUAACAUGGAUGUGUUUUUACUCUAUUAUUAUUUUUUUUCAGAAACACAUUUCAAACUUCCACAAGUUUUAUUCUACGACAGUAAGGAGACUCCUGAUGUCCUAAAGUUGUCCCAUUUUUCAGAUAACCCACAGGUUUGUUAGCUGCUGUACAAACACGUUCUGCAGUGUAAAAGUCUUUCAUCUACAUUUUGUUUAUCAAUUUAUAUUCAAAGAAAUUACUCAAGGAAAAGCCAUUUAUUUAAUGUGAGCUCAAAUGACCGCUGUCUACACGCCAGUGAGAGGAGGGUCGUCAGAAACCAACGUUGGUCCGAGUUUUUUGAUUUGCUAAAGUUUGGUUCAAUAAAACAUCUUUAAACAGC